UUUGGAUAUUCAAUUUUGGUUAAGAUCACAAAUCUGGAUUUUUUUCCUUUAAAACUUGAAUUAAAAUCCAUUCAGGCUUUUUCAUUUCCCACCAAACUCACCUCCUUCAAACACUUCAAUCUGACAACGCCACCCAGCACACAUACCCCCGCUAAAACCCUAAACCAAUGGCCGUUACAGGCACCGCCCUCCCAGGGCGUCCACAAAUCCAGAGACUCCCACAACCCCAUUACAUCGACGCCGUCCGGUGGCUCCCACAGCUCUCCGCCUUCGACCGCUUCGCCGUCCUCGCUCUCUCCUCCCCCUCCCCCACACUCGAAAUUCACUCCCUCGACCCCCAAACCCUAACCCUAGCCCCACAGUCCACCUGGGCCCCACCCUCCCGGGUUUCCUCGCUCCGAACCUCCCGGACCCAGACCCACCAGCCCCUCAUCACAGCCGGCACCGUCUCCGGCUCGCUCCACCUCCUCUUCGCCAACGCCGUCGACGCCUCGAUGUCGGAGCUCUCUGUGCCGGAGAAGGAGCUCCAUGCCGGGCCAGUUUCGGGCGUGGACGUGAUGGACGGCGCCGCCGAGUGCGUUAGCGUUGGAGAGGACGGCCGGGUCAAUCUGGUGAGCGUUUCGGGCUCCCGGUUGGGUGUCCGGCGGGUUUUUGAUAGCGAAGGGUUGGUUUCAUAUACGGCUGCUAAAUGGGCGUCGCCGGCUGAGUUUGUCACUGGUGGGUAUGGUUUUAGCCUUCAGUGGUGGGAUCAGCGGAGGCCCGGCGGGGCGGUUUCUCAGUUCAAGGCCAACUGGGCUCAAGGAACAACUUCUGGGAUUGUACACUCCAUUGACAUCCAUCCAUCAAGAAAACACACUUGUCUGGCAGGAGGUUCCUUAGGUACUGUAUUUGCCUGGGAUAUUAGAUGGCAACAACAGCCAAUUAUUCUUUCUGGUAUUGGGACAGGUGAGGCUGCAACUCGUUUAGCAUGUGAAAGUGAGGUUUGGGAAGUUCAGUAUGACCGCUACACUAAGUCUACAAACGUUGGCAACAUCUCAUCCUCACGGAUAUUACCUGCUAUGAUCUGCUCAGAAGAUGGAAUCCUUGCUGUUGUUGAACAAGAUGAAGAACCAAUUGAGCUGUUGGCAGAACCUUGUGCAAUCAACAGCUUCGACAUUGACCGGGAAAACCCUUCGGACGUGAUAUGUAGUUUGGAGUGGGAAUCUAUAUUCAUCUUAACAAGGCCAUAAUAUCCAGAAUCGGACAUGAAGGUUGCAUAUUUAAGAUUCCACUCUGCCUCUCUUUCUGAGAGCUCAGCUCUUAUUCAAGGAAUGAAGCCUGCCCAGUUAUUACGCGCUGAAUUAGUGGAUUGAUGCCUAUAAAGGAUGUAGGGAACACUGUCCUGUUUCUUCUUCUAUGCAUUAAGCAUAUGUGUGAGUGGAUUGUAAUGGUUUGUAGUUAACUACCUUUUCAGUAUAAACAGUGUAGAGAGUUUUCUCGUCAGGCAUUUGUGGAGGAACAUUGGUAGGAGAAAAAGCAGGUUGACAAUUUAAAUCCAUUUACUUGGGCAAGCUAUUUUCAUGAUGCUGCCCUUAAAUGAGAGAUGCUACAUCAAUUGUAU
Messenger RNA from Alnus glutinosa, 1600 nucleotides. Its product is annotated as nuclear pore complex protein NUP43. Lineage: Eukaryota; Viridiplantae; Streptophyta; Magnoliopsida; Fagales; Betulaceae. Gene Ontology annotation, molecular function: protein binding. The record is from RefSeq and is a predicted model, not a curated record. The transcript is spliced from 5 exons. Gene Ontology annotation, cellular component: nuclear pore outer ring. The coding region runs from base 168 to 1229 and encodes 353 amino acids.